Molecule: messenger RNA, 1147 nt
Organism: Drosophila persimilis
Lineage: Eukaryota; Metazoa; Arthropoda; Insecta; Diptera; Drosophilidae
Gene: Dysb
Product: dysbindin protein homolog
Exons: 2
Coding region: 26-889 (287 amino acids)
Biological process (GO): negative regulation of protein kinase activity
Cellular component (GO): cytoplasm
Source: RefSeq, a predicted model, not a curated record
AAAAUAUAUAUUAAAUGCUUCAGCCAUGUUUGGAAGCCUGAAGAAAAAGCUGAGCAGCGCCAUACAGGAGGGCAUUGUGAUCUCGGAGAGUCUGCAGCAGCAAUAUCGCCAACGUGUCAGUUCUGGCAAUGGCAGCGGCCAGUCGAGCGCCGCCACAACACCCACUUCGCCCCUGGGUCUUAACGAGAGUCUGUCCUCGAGUCGGAGUAGCUCGUUGUACCUAGGUGCGCCCUUCCACUUGACGGACGGUGUGCCACCGCAUUUAAAUGUGGCGGCCGGCUGCAGUCUUUUGGCCAAGUAUGAAGACGACUGGCAACAAAUUCAUGUGGCCAAUGAGGAGAAUGCCGAGCGAGCGGCCGCCGUGGCCACACAGAUUACUGCCGUGCAAGAGAGGGCGAGUGGGCAGCGGAAGACCAUCAGCGAUCUCAGCGGCAGCCUGGCUGGGAUACCCACGCUGAUAACAAAGCUGCAGGCGAGUAUCGAAACUCUUCACGCAUUGGAGGAUAUGGGAAAGCAGCUCGAAAUCGAGUUGGAGAAACUCGAGGAUCUUUGCGAGGAGUGCGAGCUGCAAGAAUUCAUGCUGGAGAAGCAGUUCGAACUGUCGCGACACAAGCAAAAGAAGCUCAAUGAACUGGAGAAGUACAGGCACCACAUUGCUUCCCAACAUCAGGCGAAGAUCCAAGAUCAUGAGCAGCAACUGAGAAAGCUUCAACGCGAGCGCCAGGCGGUCUUUGACGAUGCAUUUCGCGGUGACAUGGAGGAGUAUAAGCAGCACGGCCAGCUGACAACCGCUCAGGCUACGAGCAACAAGUUGGCCCUGGAGGAAGUUGUUUUAGAAGCCAACGAAGUGGAGACCAAGGAUGCCUUGGAGCAGUUUCUCAACGGAUGAGAUGUUUGAUUCACCUAGAGCAAUCCCAUUUGUGCCUUUACAUGUGCAAUAUGCAGUUAAUUUCGUUUUUUUACAAACAUAUUUUAAAAUGCCCAGUAUUUGGGCUGAUAUGGCAGCGCCGGAUAUCUCACAGAUAUUUUGAGAGCAGGCGAUUUACUUCAAAACUGUUCUUAAAUUUAAUAUAGCAAACAUUAUUUUACUUGUUAUUAGUAUACAUAAUUGGUAUUUUCUAGAAAUAUUAAAUUUAUUUAAACCAAA